This is a messenger RNA of Pelmatolapia mariae (spotted tilapia), 2726 nucleotides long. RefSeq names its product protocadherin beta-16-like. Gene Ontology annotation, cellular component: plasma membrane. The transcript has a single exon. Gene Ontology annotation, biological process: homophilic cell-cell adhesion. The record is from RefSeq and is a predicted model, not a curated record. NCBI's taxonomy places the organism in Eukaryota, Metazoa, Chordata, Actinopteri, Cichliformes, Cichlidae. The coding region runs from base 228 to 2726 and encodes 832 amino acids. Gene Ontology annotation, molecular function: calcium ion binding.
AUUUUUUACUCUGAACUCAGAGGGACGCUGUUGACCAGGAUGUAUCAGUUCGUCGCUGAUGUGUAGGAGUACCUCCCAUCAUCUCCUUCUAUUUUAUCGAGAAGCACAGCGGAGAGAUUCAAUAAAAACCGUUUGUGGGAAUGUAACCGAACGCAGAUACAUAAACCUUGGGCUUUCUGUUACGGAUUUCUGUUCAGUUAACGUGAAUCGGGACAAAGGGUUUACAUAUGGAUAUAUUGAUGAUGGCAGGAAUAACAGCGAGACGGCAAGUACUAUUGUUCAUUUCGGUCCUCUCCCUCGGUUCAACUGUCGCACAGGUCAGCUACUCUAUUCCUGAGGAAAUGGCGAAAGGCUCGUUCGUUGGUAACAUAGCUCAGGAUUUAGCUUUAGACAUCCAAAGACUGAAAUCCGGCAGGGCUCGGGUUUUUACUCGAGACAACACAGCUUACAUCGAGCUAAACAGCGAAAGGGGAAUUCUCCUACUUAAAGAAAGGAUAGACAGAGAGGCGCUGUGUGGACAAAUGACGCCUUGCGCUUUACAUUUUCAGAUUUUAUUAGAAAAUCCGAUGGAAUUUUAUAGUGUCACUGUUGAAAUCACAGAUAUAAAUGACAAUCCUCCGACUUUCAUCAUGAACGAGGCACAUUUUAAUAUAAGCGAAUCUGCGCUGAGUGGCACAGCAUUCGUUUUAGAUCGGGCGACCGAUCUUGAUGUGGGCGAAAAUAGUUUAAAAGCAUAUGCUCUUAAACCAAGUGAUAUAUUUUCUCUGAAAAUAAAUAAUCAGGGACAGGGUAGUAAAAACGUGGAGAUGGUUCUGAACGCACCCCUCGACAGAGAGAAAAAUGAACACCUAAGUUUGGUUCUGACGGCGGUGGAUGGUGGCGAGCCGCGGAUGACGGAAACGAUGCAGAUUCACGUUAAUGUUUUAGAUGCUAAUGACAAUGCUCCCGUUUUUACACAGCCCGUUUAUAAAGCAUUUAUAAAGGAAAAUGCACCAGUCGGAACUGUUGUAGGGACAGUUACUGCAACUGAUGCAGAUGACGGGUCUAAUGGCAGAAUAACUUAUUCAAUUUCAGCUAUACUAGAUCAUGCCUAUGGGAUUUUUGAAAUCAAUAAAAGAAGCGGUGAGGUCACUUUGAUUGGAAAGGUUGAUUAUGAGAAAACCAGAACUUUUCAGAUUAAUAUUCGAGCGAGUGAUGACGGAGGUUUAAGUGGUUCAUGCAAAUUAAUAGCUGAUGUAAUAGACACGAAUGACAACCGCCCCGAUAUUCAUAUCAUGUCUAAAUCAAAUGUUAUAUCAGAAGAUGCGAAGCCUAACACCGUUGUAACAAUGAUAAAUGUAGAAGAUGCAGAUUCCUCUGAAAAUGGAAAAGUGCAAUGCGACAUCAAUGACAGUAAUAGUUUCAUAUUGAAGUCAGUCUCAGAAAAAUUCUAUAGUUUGAUGACAGACAGUGAUUUGGACAGAGAGAGAGCCUCUGAGUAUAACAUCACUGUGACCUGCUCUGAUGAGGGAGUGCCCUCCCUCUCCAGCAGUGUCACUCUCACCUUACAGAUCUCAGACGUUAAUGAUAACGCACCUGUCUUUGAGAGGAGCUCAUAUGAGGCCUACAUUGUAGAAAACAAUACACCAAGUCUCUCUAUAUUCACAGUCAAAGCCACAGACGCUGACUGGAACCAGAAUGCCCGUGUUUCUUACAUACUGGAGGACUCCUCCGUUAACGGAGUGCCAGUCUCUUCAUAUGUGUCCGUUAGUGCUGAUAGUGGAGUCAUCCAUGCAGUGCGCUCUUUUGACUACGAGCAGAUCAAAGAUUUCCACUUCCGCGUAAGAGCACAGGAUGGAGGCUCUCCUCCACUCAGCAGCAACGUGACUGUGAAAAUAAUGAUCCAAGACCAGAACGACAACCCCCCUCAGGUUCUGUACCCAGUCCAGACUGGUGGCUCUCUGGUGGCUGAAAUGGUGCCUCGUUCAGCAGAUGUGGGCUAUCUGGUGACUAAAGUGGUGGCUGUUGAUGUGGACUCUGGACAGAAUGCCUGGCUCUCCUAUAAACUGCAGAAAGCCACAGACAGGGCGCUGUUUGAAGUGGGCUUACAGAAUGGAGAAAUCAGAACUAUCCGCCAAGUCACUGAUAAAGAUGCUGUCAAGCAAAGACUGACUGUUAUAGUGGAGGACAACGGGCAGCCGUCUCGUUCAGCUACAGUCAUUGUUAACGUGGCGGUGGCGGACAGCUUCCCUGAAGUGCUGUCGGAGUUCACUGAGUUGACACACGACAAGGAGUACAAUGACAACCUGACUUUUUACUUAGUCUUGGCUCUGGCUGUAGUUUCCUUCCUCUUCAUCACGUGUUUAGUGGUUAUUAUAUCAGUCAAAAUCCACAGGUGGAGACAGUCUCGCAUCCUGUAUCACUCCAACCUGCCUGUCAUUCCAUAUUAUCCACCACGUUACUCAGACACUUUGGGGACAGGGACUCUGCCACACGUGUACAAUUAUGAGGUGUGCAGGACGACUGACUCCAGAAAGAGUGACUGUAAGUUCGGCAGAGCUGGUAGUCAGAACGUGCUGAUAAUGGACCCCAGUUCUACAGGAACGAUGCAGCGGAUACAGAGUGAAAAGAGCAUCCUGGAUGAACCAGACUCUCCUCUAGAGGUUAGAAUUUCCCAACCAUUCAAAAUUAAUAUCAAGGAAUUAAUGCUUGUCAUCUUAUUUUCAGCACCUCGGAUAGCGACAUGA